AUUUUAUAGCACAGCUGUCAAAUGCGGAACUGUCAUCUUUUCUCUCAGCGAAAUGAAAAUAAACAACUUGCCGGUGAAAAUUGUUACGAAAACACCUUCCAUGAAGUUGUAGUUAUAAAACAGUUGGAUUUGCCCUUAAAUUAGUCUCCUCACAAUGCGGUUUAUGGACGCACUGAAAUCAUGCUGGGUAACCACCCUGUUUGGUGCGAUACUGUUGCUAGCCGGCUCCACACUUCUCAUUUGGAACGAGGGACGCACCAUACGUAUUCUACUUUCGCUAGAAGAAGCCCUGAACGAUGCAGUGACAGUAAGUGCCGAUAGUCCGUACGAAAAGCAGUACGAAGGGCGUUUGGUUCACCUGAACGGGGCGCUGUCAACGGGCGAGCCGCUAACCGAACCCGACUACAACAUCCAGGUGCAAGCGGUGAAGCUAAAACGACGCGUUCAGAUGUACCAAUGGGUCGAAGAAUCGAUUGAAAACCGCUUCGGAGAAUCCGUCGCUACAGUAGAGACGGAAGAUCGAUCCUACUUUUACAACAGAGAAUGGCGCGACAGUUUGAUCGACUCCCGCAGCUUCUACAUACGCACCGGCCACCACAAUCCUACCUCGUUCCCCAUCGACUCCACCGUACACCUUUCGGAGCAUGUCCAUGUUGGUCCGUACGAACUGGGCACUGCAGCGAAAGAGCGCUUCAAAACCUUCCAAGAGGUCACUUCCGACACGCGUCCGGAAGAUCCAUCGGUUAGGAUGCACUCGGGACUGUACUAUCACUGCAACGAUAUAUGGAAUCCGGAAAUCGGUGACAUACGGAUACAGUUUGCGUACGCCGGACUCGAAGGCUCGUACGUGACCGUGGUGGGAAAGCUGGAAAAUGGCGAAAUAGUACCGUACGAAUCGACACACUUUCGCAAAGUUCUGCUGCUCGAACCGGGCGAACACAAUCUGCACGACAUCUUCCGCUUCGAGCAUCAGCAGCAGCGUACGACCACGUGGUCCGUACGCUUCAUUGGCUGGGUUUUGCUGUUUUUCGCCACCAUUUGCUGUGCCACGAUUUUGCAACAUCUGGCCAGAGAGCACCGUGCUUUGCGAAUGUUCUUCCCCGACUGCAAUUUUACGCUUUCGACCAACGUAAUGCUGUCGUUUUCGGUCGCGCUGGUGAUUGUUUCGAUUGCGUGGAUCUUCCAUCGACCGUGGUUGGGUGGUGGUUUGCUGUUUGCCGCAAUGUCACCAUUUUUGUACUGUGCUCGUGGAAUUAUGGGCAGCUAUGAGCGGAUGGACUGAAGCGGGGGAACUGGCGAUAAGUUCGGACUAAUUUAUAGGUUUUUACCAAAACUAACUUGUCAUUUUAGGUGUAACAUGCGAUAUUGAUAAGUGUCUUGCGUUUCUGUGUUUUUUUAUGGAAUUAAUACUCACGAAUAAACCAAUUUAACAAUUUUGUUCUUAAUCGAAAA
This is a messenger RNA of Anopheles stephensi (Asian malaria mosquito), 1452 nucleotides long. It is a transcript of the gene Tmem43, whose product is annotated as transmembrane protein 43 homolog. Gene Ontology annotation, cellular component: nuclear inner membrane. NCBI's taxonomy places the organism in Eukaryota, Metazoa, Arthropoda, Insecta, Diptera, Culicidae. The transcript has 3 exons. The record is from RefSeq and is a predicted model, not a curated record. Bases 155 to 1282 code for a protein of 375 amino acids. Gene Ontology annotation, biological process: nuclear membrane organization.